Messenger RNA from Geodia barretti, 2828 nucleotides. NCBI's taxonomy places the organism in Eukaryota, Metazoa, Porifera, Demospongiae, Tetractinellida, Geodiidae. The record is from the annotation of a GenBank genome assembly.
AUGCUUUAUUGCUGAGUCAGCAGAUAGAGGUCGGGCCGAGACAACGGGAUUGUUCGCGCUUCAGCUCUGGGUUCUUGGCUAACUGGGGGGUGAAGACAGUGUCUACAGUAUAAAGAACAUGGCUCAUCUGCCACAGGACGAGCUGCCGUCAGAAUUUGACGUCGUGGUAGACGGAACUGGACUAGUACAGAGUAUACUGGCAGCUGCACUUUCUAGAGCCGGGAAAUCAGUGCUUCACCUUGAUCGCAAUUCCUACUAUGGAGAGCUGUGGGGUAGCCUCAUGCACAGGGAAAUGCAGCAGUGGAUGGCCGAGCACAGGUCACGUGAUCCCGAGACCACACCCCUUGAAUCACGUGAUCCACAGCCCCACCCUCCUCCCUACGUCCCCUGCGAGGGAGAGAGUGUGUUGGAGAUAGUUCGACCUCCUCUUCCUUCCUCAGUCACUAACCUGGUGGAGCUCAUACACACACAGGGAGGGGAAAGCUGUGGUGGUGAGGACGUGGAAGGUGUGACUAGUGAACAUGACACUGAGGAGGGUGCUGUUGGUGAAGGUGGGAGUGGAGAUUGUGAGGAGAGUGCUGUUGGUGAUGGUGGGAGUGAUGAGACGGAUAAAGCUAAUGUUGAUGAAGCUCCGCCCACUACACAACAAAGUUCGAAGGUCACCUGGCAGUCUCUUGAACCGGAAUGGAGACGAUUCAACUUUGACCUCAUUCCAAAGGCAAGAGGAAAAACUCUAUCAUCUAUCGGUGUUGAUGUGUGUGGUGUUCAGUUGAUCUUCUGUCGGGGAGAGAUGGUGGAUCUGAUCACGGAGAGCAGCUGCAGUCGCUACAUAGAGUUCAGGGCAGUCAGCGGGAUAUUCAGAGGGGUGUACAGUCUUUUGACAAAAACAGGAGAGGAAAGCUGUGGUGAUGAGGACGUGGAAGGUGUGACUAGUGAAGGUGACACUGAGAAGAGUGCUGUUGGUGAAGGUAACUACUCUCAUGUUCUAUCGAAGUUUCAGAGCGCCAUAUCUCUCACAAGGCCCAAUGUGUACCGACGAGGAGCAGAGCAGCAGAAAGGGAUGGGAUGGUGCCAAGAGGCUGUGAACGUAUGCGUGUCAGAUCGCGCGAGAUGUCUGCAGCUGCACACAGACUCCCAUCAUCCCAGAUGCUACCACGUACAGAGAAAGAGUCAGAGUGAGUUCCACAGCGACCUGUUUCCAGACACUGCCGGCAGUGAACCAGCCUCACUGCAGACCAGUGGUGCCAGGGACAAAAUGGGAAGGGAGGGACGCUGCAUCGAAGCACACACAUUGAGAAAGCUGCCUAAACUGAGUGUGGCAGUGCCUGGAGACAGCAAUGGCUUCCAGCUGACUCACACAGGUCGUCAGGACACGGACGAAGUUCUGAUGUUUCAGAAUUCGGCAAAUAUCAUGGACUUUGUCUUCGAUCCUUUCAACAACCACAGACUAGUAGUAGCCUGUGAUGAUGCCAGGAUCAGGGUGUGGAAGUGCCAGAAGGAGGCAGAGGAGGCACAAUCAAAGAACCAGAGUUCUUCCUCAUCGGCCACCAGGAGAAGCCCAACCUCCGUGUUUCCACCCCAGGCUCCUCUCUCCUGGCCACUGCUGGGUUGACUGCCACUCUUCAUCUGGGACCUUGAGGAGAGAGCAUCUCACUCAGGAUGGACCCUCUCCCUCAACCUCGUGUUUGCCAUGUUGGAGUACAGAUGGUAAACUCCUAGCAACCAUCUCCAGGGAUCACGUCAUCAGAAUAUCGACCCAGCGAAAUCCACCUCCCGUUAACGAGGGUGUGGGGCCAGAGGGUAGCACGUGCGCCCGCACUCGUUUGGCUAAACAACACUCGCUUAGUGUGUCUGGAUCAACAAGACAAGUUCUCGGACCAUUUCUCUGUAUGUGACCUCUGACCUCUCGCAACCUUUGUCCUCUGUAUCUACCACCAUCUCCCCGGCAACGCUCGUCCCUCACUAUGACCCAGACACCUGUCUCCUCUUCCUCUCCGGGAAAGUUAGUCUUUUCUUCCCUAUUUUCUGGUAUCAAUCCAUAAGCUUAUCCAACACCCACACAAAUGCAGUUGGCAUGCAGUUAAACUCUUGCACUGGGAAUUACGUUUUUUGGCUUCAGAUCUCAUGGAUUUUGCCUCAGUAUGUGUCUUAUUCCCCAGGGAGACAGCUCUAUCAUUGCCUAUGAGUAUGUGGAGGAUAAGGAGCCAUAUCUGUUUGAUGUUGCUCCAUUCGCAUGUGGAUCCCCACACCAGGCUGUGAGUUACCUGCCCAAGUACCUGUGUGAUGUGAAGCGAGUGGAGAUAGCAAGAGCUGUCAGACUCUGCAAGGCUACUGUUGAACCCAUCUUCUUCAAGGUCCCCAGGACUAGGACGGAGUAUUUCCAGGAUGAUGUGUACCCGGAGACCAGAGUGACAUGGGAGGCAGCUCUGACCAGUCAGGAGUGGCUCUCUGGGGAGGAUGGAGUCCAGUCUUCCCUCAGUCUCAGACCUCAUGACAUGGAACCUUUGAGUGAGGCUCCAAAGGCAGCACCAGCUCCCAAGAAGUAUCAGAGUUAUAACCCAGACUUCAAGACUGAUGAGGAAAAGAAAGAAGAGUUGAUGUCGGCCAUGAUAGAGAAGAUGGGAGAUCAAGAUGAAGACCCUCUACCUCAAGAGGCCAUGGACGGCUGUGAUAGUGACGAGUGGAGUGACUGAACUCCGUAACAUCUUUUUGUUAGUGUGUAUAUACUCAUUUUUUCACCAUGCAUGAGCAGUGGGUGUGAACCAAUGAGGUCAAUUCGUUGCUCUACUAAAAUUAUUAUGAACUCCCAACUUGCUUAGAUAGGACAA